AUGAGGCGCCCGCUCAGCCCCGCGCUCCUCGCGCUGCUGCUGCUGCUCUGCGGCUGCGCCGCGCUGGCGGCCGCCCAGAAGCCCGCGUAUGGCGCCGUCCUGCGCGGCAAGAAUCAGAACCCGCCUGUGACCACCAAGGCGACGGGCUUCUUCAAGCUCAAGUUCUCAUCAGCCAAGAAACCCCCGAGGACGGCCACCUGGACGCUCUCCCUCGCCCGCUUCACCGGCCUCACCCUCACGAUGGGCCACAUCCACGUCGGCGCGGCCGGCGUCAACGGCCCAGUCGUCUUCACGCUCUUCACGGGGGGCGUCGGCGGGUUUGGCAGCAAGGUGUCCUCGGUGCUGCUGACAGAGACGCUCCCCUUCAGCAACAGCACCAUCAGCGAUGUCGCGACGCUGCUGGCCAACAAGACGGCCCUGUAUGUCAACAUCCACACCGUCGAGAACCCCACCGGCAUCAUCCGUGGGCAGCUCAAGUAA
This is a messenger RNA of Monoraphidium neglectum, 480 nucleotides long. RefSeq lists its product as hypothetical. The coding region runs from base 1 to 480 and encodes 159 amino acids. NCBI's taxonomy places the organism in Eukaryota, Viridiplantae, Chlorophyta, Chlorophyceae, Sphaeropleales, Selenastraceae. The transcript is spliced from 3 exons. The record is from RefSeq and is a predicted model, not a curated record.